Caenorhabditis angaria is the source of this 555-nucleotide messenger RNA. Lineage: Eukaryota; Metazoa; Nematoda; Chromadorea; Rhabditida; Rhabditidae. The record is from the annotation of a GenBank genome assembly.
AUGAACACUCCUUUACAAUUUCCAACUAUCGAUGAUAAAACUAUUUAUCAAAUGAGCUUGAAUCCUGGAACAUCAGCGGGAACCUAUGUAACUGAACCAAAUGCAGUGCUAACAGUAAGAUUUGAAUGGGGAUAACUUUUUUGAAAUGCGGUUUUGUUUCUAGAAUCAAAUACUCGAAAUAUUGAAUCCAACUUCAAACGAAAUCGAUAAAGCACGGAUGUUUACUGAUUUGAUGGCACCACAUUAUCAAAAACAAGACGAAAUUAUUGAAAAAAUCGAUAAGUUGGCGAAUAUUGUUACAAGUUUUAUCGAAACUCAAAAAUCUAUCAAUGAAUUCAUAUUAGAUAGAUUACUCGUAAGUUUUUCAAACUUUCUACAAGUUUUCUUAUGUUUUUAUUUAGAAAUCAGUGAAUAAUGCAACUUCGGGAGCUCAAAACGAAACACAUCAAAAUUUCUUGGAGGCAAAGCAAAGCUCAUUCGAUCUGCUCUCGCUACCCGCAGAAAUAAUUCAACAAGAAAAAGAAACACGAAUUGCAGAAGAAAGUUUACAAGUAA